GGCGUCUUACUAUAAAUAAUCCUCAUGAAAAUUAUUUUGUAGUAUCACAACAGCAUCGUGAAGCAUUUUUACAGGACUACAGAGGUAUCAACGAAAAAAUAUUGAAAAAAAUGAAGACCAUAGUCUGCGUAUUUUUAAUUCUUCUUGAGCUUCAGGUGAUUCUGAGCUUUCCAGGUUUCGAUGGAUGUAGAAGUCCCCAAGAUUGUGACAAAUCAUCAUGUUGUGUAAUCACAAUGGAGAAAUACAGUGUACCACAUUGUAGAAAACUAGGAAAUAAAGAAGAGUACUGUCGCACCAGGAACAGUGCCCAAAAUAUGACCCUCAACUAUCCUAACGGCUCUGUGGACGUUUUUGGUGUCUACCGUAUUCUAUGCCCCUGUAACGAUGGUCUGGAAUGUGUGCAGAGUGUUUGCCAAUUGCUUCAUUCUGAUACAAUCUUGUAAAAGAGCUUGAAAUUCCUUCAACUGCUUUUGUUAAAUACCUCUAUGACGAAACUGACUUUAUCUAAAUUCCAUAACUAAGAUAUUUUUAAUUCAAAGUGUUUGUUUUUCCGUAGUAUAUUUGUUGUAUUGAUAUUUCUUCCCCGAGUUUAUGUUAAUGAAUUCGGAUCCAUCUUAAUAUUGUGAAAAUUCUAAAACAAACACUCAAUCGUCUGUUGCAUUCAAUAACCAACUUAAUCUCUUUUUCAUGUGAGCUUCCUUAUCAUAAAACUUACAAAUAAAAAGGCUUAUUGAAAAUGAAUACUCAGUAACUUAUAGAAAAAAAAUGCAACCGAAAAGCAAUAACUAAGUUAAGGGUAAUAUGCAUAUAUUCAGAUAUACAUAUGUAAAUAAUAAGCAAGAAGUCAUCGUUGUCCACACUUUAUUAGAAAUGCCCUAACUUAAAAACAGAAAAUCUAGACUAAUCCACACCAAACUAUUCACAUCAAAUUAGAUACUAUUUACCGAAACACAAUUAGUGUUAGCGAUUUCGUAUCUUAAUCUAACUUCAUUUAUUAACGUUUCUGACGAAUUAAAAACGCUUCAUAAAUAUACAAAUUUUCAACGGCAUAUAUGUCAUAGAGGUAUUUUUUCGUAUGUCAGGUUCAUAAUGUUAACGAUUUUGAUUUAAUUCGUAAAUCGUGUGUGUUACAAUUAAUUAUAGCUAGUUUGGAAUGUUGUGUAAAUUUCACAUUAAUAUGAAACGACUUAUCCAUAAGUCUCUGUGAUUUUGAAUAUGGAAAGUCAUCUAGAAUUAAACUAUUACAAAUGUAUGCUUUUUGAAAUUUGUAAACAAACAAACAAAAAAACAAC
Molecule: messenger RNA, 1292 nt
Organism: Limulus polyphemus (Atlantic horseshoe crab)
Lineage: Eukaryota; Metazoa; Arthropoda; Merostomata; Xiphosura; Limulidae
Product: astakine-like
Exons: 4
Coding region: 111-443 (110 amino acids)
Source: RefSeq, a predicted model, not a curated record